Messenger RNA from Orussus abietinus, 2633 nucleotides. RefSeq names its product acylamino-acid-releasing enzyme. The transcript is spliced from 13 exons. Lineage: Eukaryota; Metazoa; Arthropoda; Insecta; Hymenoptera; Orussidae. The record is from RefSeq and is a predicted model, not a curated record. Gene Ontology annotation, biological process: proteolysis. Bases 353 to 2545 code for a protein of 730 amino acids. Gene Ontology annotation, molecular function: serine-type endopeptidase activity.
UUAAUAUACUGUUUUGCGAUGUAAAAAAUUCAGUGGCAGUAAAAUGUACCAUCAAUAAACGUAGAAAUCACCGCACUCAGUUGCUAUCUGCACUCGUGACAUUUAUAUAUCAAUACGGCUGCUGUUACUGGCCGGAAUAUUUUUUUCCUCUUUCUACUAAAGUGAGAAACUGAGAAGUAUCUUUGUCUCGACACUGGCACGGUGUUUGUUUGAAGAAGGUAUGCUAACUAAAGGUGAUAAAUCAAUCAGAUAAACAGCUUUAGCGAUCCGGUAUCUUUGUAUGUAAAAAGUGCACAAACUGCAACGUAAGCACAAAUUUGUUUUCAACUCAACUGUCGAAAACGGCAAAAGGAUGGCACCGACUCAGGUUAACAAAAUAUUGAAGGUUUACAAGUCAAUCGCUCAGCAUCCUACAUUGACCGGUGCUAAAAUCGUUCAGACCUCUGAAAAUGGGACUACGGUACAAAGCAAUUGGACACAGAGGAACCUCGAACGCCAUAACAAGCAGAAAUUUUCUAAAUUCCAUUUUUUAAAUGGAGACUUUCAACUCGCUAACGAGUCCUUUCCAAUCGACGUUACUACGGAACUUGCCUCAACUUUUUCCAAGGAUGGUGAGCGUAGAGCUGUUUUGAGACAAGUUACAGAAGACAAUUCCACAAAGCAGUUUAUCGAAAUCUGGGAGAAACAUUGCGUAGUAAAAAAUUAUGAUCUAGCUGCACUCGAUGUCCACGGAGAAGUGUACACCGAUGCUGAGUUCAGUGCAUUUAAGUGGUCUCCAGAUAAGACUAAGUUGCUGUACAUCGCAGAAAAGAAGGACCCUAAGUCCGAGCCAUUUUAUAAGCAAACAUCUCAAGAUAAAAAAGAAAAGGAAAAGAAAGAUGAAAAUAAAGCAGCACCGGGCAAUGAGUAUUUGUAUAAACCUGACUGGGGAGAACAACUAGUCGGCAAGCAUCACCCGAUUGUAGCAGUGCUUGACACGACUACGGAUUUAAUUAAUGUAUUACCAGGAAUUCCUGAAGACUUGUCACCUGGUCAGGUUUCUUGGACACCUAAUGGGAGUGACGUGGUGGGCGUGACGUUCAAACACGAACCUAGACACUUGGGCCUCGUAGCUUGCACUAACAGAGAUUCUUGGGUAUUCCAUCUUAAAGAUGGCGAAUUUAAGAAACUGUCCGAGAAUGGUAAUGCAGUGCAUUCCCCUCGAUUUAGCCCAGAUGGAAAGUAUUUGAUCUGGCUGGAAAGAGAAGCUGGUGGUUUGCAUCAUAAUUGCCAUAGAUUAAUGGCAAUGACGUGGGAAUCCUCUCCAGGAAAAGUAGAAGUAGUUAUCGACCGUGUUGAAACCCAGACAACUAUCAAUGUAUCAACUAAACAGCAUCUAUCUCAAAAAAACUUCUUUGGUUUGUACAACUACAGUUUGCCAGAACGUUGCUGGAGUAAAGAUUCUCGGUACUUAUUCCUGAGCACUCCUCAGAAAGCUAAUAUACGAUCUUACAUUAUUAACAUAGAAGAAAAAACAGUGAUUGAAAUUGAGAAUGACAGCAGUAGCCUCGUUAUCUUGGAUGUGGUGGAUAGCGUGAUUGCAUUUCUGAGAACAUCUCUUAUCGAGCCUUCGAUACUUCUUCUGGGUCGCUUCGAUCCAGAAAAUGCCCUACUGGGGCAGAUUGCUAGAUUCGAAGUCACCCCACUGAAGCCCCUAGAAAAUUUUAAAGAUAUCCAGUAUGAGCCUGUUGACUAUACAUAUGACAGUUCCGAGGAUGUCAAGACGUUCAACUACAUCUACUUUGGACCAAAGGAUGGAAAAGAGAAAUCGAUUCCCCUAGUGGUGGUGGCUCAUGGUGGUCCGCAUUCUGCCUAUUCCAAUAUCUUCUCCCUGGAUUAUACCCUUAUGAUCUCACUCGGUUUCGGAGUCGUGCAAGUGAAUUACAGAGGCUCAACAGGUAUGGGCCAAAAGACAGUCGAGUACUUACAAGGUAAAGUGGGUGUCAACGAUGUCAAAGAUUGCAUGACAGCCACUCAAGAUGCCCUGAAGAAAUAUCCUUGGCUGGAUCCUGCGAGAAUUGGACUUUAUGGUGGCUCCCAUGGUGGCUUCCUGGUCACUCAUCUCAGUGGACAAUAUUCUGAUAUGUUCAGUGCAGUUGUUGCCAGGAACCCAGUGAUCAACAUCGCAGCAAUGUUUGUCACUUCGGACAUACCAGACUGGUGUGCAUCUGCGAUCGCAAGGCCUUACGAUGAAGUGAAAAAAUCCUUAUCUGGGCCAGCCUGUGAAGAAGUGUUACUGAAGAUGUACAACUGCUCGCCAAUCGUUCAUGUUAAUAAUGUCAAGGCGCCGACAUUGUUGUGCAUUGGGAAAAAUGAUCUUCGAGUCCCACCAUCUCAGGGAAAACUCUGGUAUCACCGUCUAAAGGAAAACAAUGUUAAAACAAAGAUGCUUGUCUAUGAUGACAAUCAUUCAUUGGGCUCGGGGCCAAGUGAGAUCGAUAACAUAAUUAAUGCCAUGAUCUGGCUUAUGGAACACACCAGCUCAGAAACUCAGGCAACAGCCUAAAAAUGUUAUGAAAUUGCAUUUUCCUUUUAGAACUUGUACGCCAAUGUCAAUUACAUAUUUUAUACCAAAUAUACCUGGAUUUUUCACA